AUGAACGAUGUAGUGGACGACGAUAAGCAAUCUAAACAGAGAUUUCAGGAUGUCCGUGAAACCUCCCCAGAAAUAUCUCCGAAAGUAGAUGGCCGGAGGACGAAGGAUUUCCAGCGGAGGCCUCGUCACAAGAUGCGGAGCCCUAGUCAAAUUAAGCCAAUCGCCGAACCAAAAAGAGAGAAGAAAAGGGCACCUGCCAAGAAGAAGGAACCCAAAUCCUCCCGUCUAAAGGAUAAGAAACAAGGGGACAUUUUAAUCGACGAAUUCUCCGCAGAUAAUUUUACCAAGGACAGACUCACGCUACGCCCAACCCAUAACCUUGGUAUAUUUAAGAAAGGUCGAGCUUCGACUCCAGUCAAAAAAGGGCUGCCCGACCUUGCGUUUUCUGAAAUGAAAUUUCUUGAUGGAAGAUCUUUUGAUUUGCCUAUCGCCCAAAAGGCGUCACCAAAUUACAAAAAAGACAAGAAAUCCCGGGGUCGCAAAGAGGAAAAUGAGCCAUUCUCCUACUUCGAAUCCUCAAAAAGGCGCCUUGAAGAGAAAAAAUUGAACACAGUUACAAUUUCUAUAAGUGACGGCUACACCGAGCCAAGGAAAAGGCGCAGAAAGAACGAAAAAUCUACACCUGAAAAGCCAUCUACUGAAGUUCUUAUGACGGAGAGCCCGAUUAAAUCUUCGCCACGGAGUGCAAUGGCCGAUGUCCUUCGAAGAAGGGGUAUAUAUUCCCUACCGGCAAAUAUAUCUUCCCGAGACUCAAAUUGCGGUUCAGCUAUUACAAGUGGACGAGACAGAGGUAGAGAGAGUUCCGAUGAAGGUAUCCCUGAGAACAAAGAUAUAGACGGUUUAUCAGAGUAUUCUCGUGCUAGAUUUCAGAAACGUUUUCGACCAGAAAUGAGGGUAGCAGCGCACUUACAGGAACGGGGGACCUCGAGUCCUACCUUAGAAACUCUGAAAUAUGCUAAAGAGGCCUACCAUGCUAGAUAUAGGGAAGGGGGUAGCAGCUACGCUUCUUCAGCGGUAGUAAAAGACAAUAAAUCAGAAGCGGAAGGCGUAGACCGAGCAAGAACCCGCACACCAGAGAUGGCAAUCACGAAAAGUAAAUCACCCACACCCAAAAGUAGGCGUACACUAGAUCCGGCCGAGCUUCAGAAGGUUCCGGGCUCAUCUUCACCUCUGGCCGCUUUGCUACGCGUUUGUGCUGAUUCGCCAGAAAGGUUGGGGGUUCGAAAAAGGCAUGAUAGUAGCCAUGAUGAUAAAGUAGGGCGGAAGGGUCAUCAAUCAUCGAAAAUACCCCAAAGACCAGUGUUUUAUCCUCAGAAGAGUGUUCCAAGUCAACCGUCAGUGGUUUAUCAAGAUCGUCCUAGUAGGCCGCCAAGACCCUUGGGUGUACCCCCCACGAGGCAAUUGACGAAAAUGGAAGGGCUUAUGGAUAAUUAUACUAUUCCACCUCACGCUCUAUAUGCAAAGGUUGAUAGACACCCUCUAGAUGAAACCCAGCAGAGUGGAGAAUCCCAAAAUUUUAGUAUCCGUGGUCAGGCCAUGGCCGAAAAUUAUGUAAACGAAAAACAUCUCGACGAUUACGCUGACGAUUAUCCCGAGAGCCCGGUGUCGGAAACGAUAGAGAAUCAGUGUUUAUCGGACCUCUCUCUCUAUGGAUAUACCAAGGAUAGAAACGGGCGAAAAGUGUUUGUGGAGGAUUCAUUUAUGGAUUCUUCGUCUGACUAUGCACCAGACGGUUGGGUAACUGACGAUCCCGAUAUAUGUCGCCUGAACGGGUCGAGCGAAGAAAGGCAAACCCACGAGGUAGGACAUCCAUAUACGGCUAAAACAGUACUAGGACAGGGCCGGGGUCUCACCAUGAAUGAAGGCCAAUGCUAUGUGGAGGGCAUUAGGCACAGCAAUGGUGGUUAUGUUGAGCAAGUGUUAGAAGAUCCUGCACCCAAAAGGGAGAAUUUCUGGAGAAAACACAAGCUUUGA
Morchella importuna is the source of this 1974-nucleotide messenger RNA. RefSeq lists its product as uncharacterized. The coding region runs from base 1 to 1974 and encodes 657 amino acids. The transcript has 4 exons. The record is from RefSeq and is a predicted model, not a curated record. NCBI's taxonomy places the organism in Eukaryota, Fungi, Ascomycota, Pezizomycetes, Pezizales, Morchellaceae.